Populus trichocarpa (black cottonwood) is the source of this 1128-nucleotide messenger RNA. Its product is annotated as subtilisin-like protease SBT3.8. Gene Ontology annotation, biological process: proteolysis. The record is from RefSeq and is a predicted model, not a curated record. Gene Ontology annotation, molecular function: serine-type endopeptidase activity. NCBI's taxonomy places the organism in Eukaryota, Viridiplantae, Streptophyta, Magnoliopsida, Malpighiales, Salicaceae.
AUGAGCUUCUGUGAGUCACUUUCAUUUAAUAACACUUCAGUAGAUGGAAAAGUAGUUUUGUGCUUUACAACAGUAGGUGCACGAGCUGUUCUAACAACAGCUGCGUCAGCUGUGAGAGAAGCUGGGGGUGUGGGAGUGAUUGUUGCUAGAAAUCCAAGUGACAUGCUAGGUUCCUGUGGCAAUGACUUUCCAUGUGUCGUAGUAGACUAUGAGCUUGGUACCCAGAUACUGUUCUACACCCGCUCUGCCAGAUCUCCUACAGUAAAAAUAAGCCCUUCUAAAACUCUUGUGGGGAAUCCUGUGGCAACCAAGGUUGCUGACUUCUCCUCCAGAGGACCUAGUUCCAUUGCUCCAGCCAUUUUGAAGCCAGACAUAGCGGCACCUGGAGUAAGUAUAUUGGCUGCUAGUUCUCCUGCAUAUCCCUUUGAGGCUGGUGGGUUCUCUAUUCUUUCUGGGACAUCAUUUUCCACUCCCCAUGUCUCUGGAAUUGUGGCACUUCUUAAAGCAAUUCACCCCAAUUGGUCCCCUGCUGCUAUCAGAUCAGCAAUUGUCACAACAGCAUGGAAAACUGAUCCAUAUUCUACUAUAUUUUCUGAGGGAUCCACUUGGAAACUGGCCGAUCCAUUUGACUUUGGAGGUGGCUUAGUGAACCCAAACAAAGCUACAGAACCUGGUCUUGUUUAUGACAUGGGCACAAAUGACUACAUACAUUACCUCUGUGCUGUGGGUAAUAAUGACUCAUCAAUCUCUCUUGUUGUAGGAAAAGUAACAACUUGUCCAGGUACCAUACCCUCUAUUUUGGAUGUGAAUCUACCUUCCAUUACCAUUCCAAACCUGAGCAAGUCAGUGGUCCUGACAAGAACUGUAAAAAAUGUUGGUUCUGUCAACUCCAUGUACAAAUCCUUGAUCGAGCCUCCCUUUGGCAUUUCUGUUUCCGUCAGACCUCAAACUUCAAUUUUCAACUCUACCACCAACACAGUGUCCUUCAAGGUUACUUUCUCCACAACCCACAAAGUGAAUACUAGAUUCUAUUUCGGAAGCCUGACCUGGACAGAUGGUUUUCAUGCUGUGACAAGUCCUAUAUCUGUAAGAACACAGAUUAUACAGUCAUACACUGAUGAUAACUGA